UUUCGAGUUCCGCCUCGUAAGCAGAUGUCACCGGAGCCGGGAACCCGCAUUUAGCGCAUCUCACUCGCGCGCUUUUGCGCGUUCAUUCGCGUGUGUGUUUCCUGCGAAAUCUAAACGUCCUGCCAAACGCGAGCGUUUAUCAGUUCCUCCGCGGGAUUUCCGGACGGUUCGGACCGUUCCCUUGUGCAUCAUCGGAAAAUUCAAGCAUCGAUGAAUCGGAACGUUCAUUUACAGCAUUCACUGGAACAUGAUCCUUGAAAAACGCUCGGUGCUGCUUAUCCUCACUCUCUACUUCCUCUGCGCGUUCUGCGAUAACGAUGACGCAUUCGCGAUACAAGAGACGAUUAACACCAUGUCGGCAGGAUCGAGCCGCGAUUUUGGAUCGACGGAAAAUAUCGCAAGCAGUGUGAGCCACGAUCCCGGAGAAUUUACGGAGAAUCCCACGAGCUCGGCAAGCGGCGAUCUUGAAUCUACGGAGACUCUCGCGAGCACCACGACCUAUAAAUCCACCACCAAAUUGCAGACGACCGAUUCCUCGUCGGAAACCACUGAUGGAUCAUCGACCGUCACGCAGACCACGAAAUUUACCACUUUUGUUCCUGAAAGCACAACUUUCGCAGAUAACAGCACGAUGACUUGCGAUCCUGCUACGUGGCCGAUAAACGCGAGCGCGGAAACAAAGGACGUGCUUCACUUGACGGUAGAUGACAAGAGUAUGGAAUGGAUCGCUCUCUCAUGGGAAUCGCCGUGCGCGGACGCGACGAACGUUUCGGUGCUAUACUCGGUCGAGAGAUACGACGGUGAAAAUUACAUCCAGAUUAACGAGACUGCCACGCGACACAACGCUACCAAUCUCGAUCCGUGCACGCAGUACACGUUUAUCGUGAGGGUCAUCACAGAAUACUGGAUAUCCGACGGUUUUAAUCUGACGGAAACGACCGAUUACACUAUUUCCGACAUCGGGGACGUGCUGGAUCUGACGCACAACGUUAGCAUGAACGUUAUCGAACUCGCUUGGAGAGCGCCCGUGGAACACGCGAGAUGCAUAUCCAGUUACUCCAUCACGCAGUGCGACGGCAGUUCAUCGGCGUGCAGCAAGAUCAACGUUUCCGCCACGAACUACACCGCGAGCGAUCUUGAGCCGUGCACGGAGUAUCAUUUCACCGUCAAGACGCUGACGCCGACCGUGGAGUCCGCCGGUGUAAACGAUACCGCGAAGACGACUUCGCCGAAGCUGGCAGCGCCGGGGUCGUCGACAGUUACACCUGGCAACUUUUCUCUGAGCGUCGAAUGGAAGCCACCCAAGGUUGGCGCAAGCUGCCUGAAGCACUAUCGCGUCACUGUAGACCCCAGCAAUUCCACCUUCUACACCACGGAGACGAACAUAACGAUCCCGCAUCUGCACGCGUGCAAGGCGUAUCACGUGCACAUAACUGCCGUGAACGAGAACGACGUCGAUGGGGACACGUUGCCCGUGAACGGCGAGACGCUUGGUUCCAAAACGAAUCCACCGGUAUCGCACUCGUUCUUAGCGAGCGCAAACAACAUCUCGAUCAUUUGGAGCAUUAAUAAGGAGAACAAUCACUGCUUGCUAACGGAUGUAGUAACCAUGUGCAAUUGCACUGUGAGGAACGGGACAGGCUACGAAAGCGUCGACAACAUCUCCAAGACUAAUAUAACCACGAGAAACGCCACUAUCAUUAGCGGAACUACCGUCGUCACGGACCUGAGUCCUUUCACGACUUACGUCUGCUCGGCGUUCACCAUUAAUAAUGGAGAACACAGUGACCCUAGCGAAUUAAUUCAGGCCACGACAUUGCAAGAUGUGCCGUCAGAACCGAUUGUGCUUCCUGUAAAACACAGCGGGGACUCGUGGUUCCUGCUGACCUGGGAGUCGCCGAGACGUCUGCCUGGUAUCUUGGCGGAGUUCGAGAUCAGUCUCGAAUGGGAACCGCUCUACCCUGUUCCACGUUGGUGCGCCGAGGAGGAACCGUUAAAGCCCAUAAGGGUGAAUGGAAACAUGUACGAUUACAAUUAUACCACGGCGAGAGCGUUCGCGAAUUACACGGUUCGGAUGAAGGCGAAAACGGUGGGAUGGGGCAACCCCAGUGAGCCGCAGACAUUUCGCACCAAACACGGAAUUCCAGAAGCAAUCACGAAAAUGUCCGCACCGAUCAUCAGGCCGAGCGCGAACGACUCAAACGUGCUGGACACGAUCCUGACGUGGGGCCCGCCGUGCUCGUUGAACGGUGUACUCGAAGGCUACAACGUAUCGUUUUACGGCACCAGAGUCUGUGUGAAAUGCAAGGACCAUAAUUUCUCUACCAUGCAUAUAUGCACAGGAUCCAACAAUCACAUGUGCUCGAUAAAUCUGAACGAGCUGAGAGGGGAGUACAAUUACACCUUCGAGGUAUCCGCUAAAGUUCUGUAUAUCGAUACUCCUGGACCGUCGAAGAGUCAAGUCGUGUUGUACCCUGCAGGCAUACCGCCACGGCCGUCGCAGGCCUACGUCCAGACGAUCACCAUCGAUGCGUACAAGGCGCACAGAUCCACAACCACGGCCACCGUCCUGCUGCCGCUUUUCUCCAACGCAAACGGCGACAUCAAGUAUUACGCCGUGAUGGUGGCGAUGGCGAGGCACAACGAGCAGUCGAGCGCGAGGUUCGAGCUGGUCACCAACGACACAUGGCCGGACACGUCCGCCUGGAAGGAAGCGAUGACGAGCGACUUCGCGAUAGCGUACCAAGCGACGUGGAAGAACUGGUAUCCCUAUCCGGACCAGAUCGCCGAUUACGGUCAAAUGAGAGCAAUCAAGUACACGGUCGGCGAGGACGUCUCGUGCAAGGAUAUCUCGUCUAAAACGGACAAGCCGAUGUACUGCAACGGCCCGCUCAAGCCGGACACGUGGUACCACGUGAGAAUGCGGGCGUUCACCAACGGUGGCUACGCCGACUCCGACGUCUUCCUGAUAAAAACGAAGUCGGAGCUGGACGUCGCGCUCGUCAUCGGGGCCGUUUUCGGCAUCCUCGUUGUGGGAAUAGUGGUGACGAUGAUGCUGCUCGUGCGAAAGUGCUCACCGUACAUAGUGUUGCGACGAUUUUUGCACUCUGACAUGCCCGGUUCGCCAGUGCCGGCGCCGUUCACCAGAAAAAAAUUCAUCAGCCACUGUCAACAGCUGAUCGACAAUCCUGGGAAGCUGAGCAAUGAAUUCCGGUUGCUUCAAACUCUCAGCGUCGACCUACAGAUGCCGACUAACACCGCUUGUCUGCAGGCCAACCGAAAGAAAAAUCGCUACUCCGAUAUCUUACCUUAUGAUUUCUCAAGAGUAAAACUAGAAGUGAUAGACAAUGAUCCCAACACGGAUUACAUCAACGCAUCGUUUAUAAGAGGAUACACGGGAGAGGACGAGUAUAUAGCCUGCCAGGGUCCAAAAGAGGAAACCACUUAUGACUUUUGGAGAAUGGUCGACCAGUACAACAUUAAUAUCAUAAUCAUGCUGACGCAAUUGGUCGAAAAGGGCAAAGAAAAGUGUCAUCAGUAUUAUCCGACGAUCAGGGAGACCUUCCGGUACGAGAACAUGACGAUACGAUGCACGAGCGAGUUGGAUUACAGGACGCACACUCAAAGAACGCUCGUUUUACAGAAGGAGAAUAAAAAGAGAAAUAUCACGCACUUACACUUCAAAGACUGGCCUGAUCACGACGUCCCGGAGGAUUUCGACGCGAUGAUCAAUUUCUGCCAAAUCAUGCGCCGCAAUAUCAGCGCCAAUAAAGGUUUCAUCGUCGCUCAUUGCAGCGCAGGAAUAGGCAGGACGGGCACGUUAAUAACGAUAGACAUUCUUCUGCAACAUCUUCGAGAUAAUAGGAAAUUGGACGUCUUCGGCGCCGUGUAUCGAUUACGACAUAAUAGAAUAAAUAUGGUGCAGAGAGAAAGCCAAUACGCUUAUAUAUAUAAUUGUAUAAAACAAGUACUAAAGAAUCCGUACUUUCUAAAAACGUAUAAACCACCGCCGGUCGAUCCAGUCUACGAAAAAGCCGGUACUAACAACACCAAAGAUACAAUGAACUCUGACAUGAAUCUAGUUAGCAAUCUUGAAAUAUCGAAAGAGUACAGUGCAUCCACGGAGUUCUCGGAAUCAAUCUGCAAUCUCUCUUCCCGGUCUACCAUUUCUUCACCCGCGAGACAUCAGAAAAGCGCGACAAUUAGGGGUCUGAGACACUACAGAUCGAUGGGUGUCAUAAACAUAAAGACUCGUCGCAUCACCCUAGGAAAAUCCCGCACUUUGGAUUGUGUUUUUUAUAAAGCGCUCAGAGGCUCGUCGCACGAGCUGAACAGAGAAAGCGUAAGGCAGGAGAGCCUCCCGUUAUUAAGUUGCUCAAGAUCAGCUGACGUACUUGACGACUGCGUGCAAUUCGCGGACGGACAACACGUGAAAGAGACGAUUGAGUCAUAGAGUUUACGCGCGUUAAAGUGUAAUCGGCGAGUACACCGAUUAGAUUAUUAUAUUGUGUAACUGUAUAUUGUACACGUGCGAUAAAACGAAUUCCAGGAGCUCUUAGUAUUAGGGAAUCGACACGUUACUUCACGCAUCUUUUUUUUAUGACAGAGUUAUCACGGACAUGUGUGAGCAUUCCCAUGUAUACAAGUGUAGAGAGAGAGAGAGAGAGCACAUGUCAGCAGAGUGUAUUAUGUGAUAUUGAGUGUAACACUUAUCAUGGUUACCUGACACGCGUCUUGAGCAAUCUAGUCCAUUACAGUUGGAAAAUAUAUGUUGUGGAUCACAAAGGCAGAGAGGUCGCGUAAUUGGACAAAGUUACGAGUAUUAACCGAUAUUAAACGAGAAACUGUCAGGUUCUCUAGGAUAACGUAAUCGGUAAGAACUGUACAUAUAUAUAUAUAUAUAUAUAUAUAUAUAUAUAUACGUAAGAGUUCAUGCAUUUUACAUAUAUCUUAUUUGUACUAGUAUUUAUUUACAAGUCACAAAAGAAAGCGUACACAAUUUGCUUGAAGAAUCAAUCGUUCGUUCGACUCGUUCGAUACAAUUCGCUGUUGCCUUAACGCUAGACGAACGUAGUAUUAAUAUUAAUGCCAUUAUACUUUCUGAAUAAAUUAAUAUCGAUA
Messenger RNA from Ooceraea biroi (clonal raider ant), 5121 nucleotides. Its product is annotated as Protein tyrosine phosphatase 52F. Gene Ontology annotation, molecular function: protein binding; protein tyrosine phosphatase activity. The record is from RefSeq and is a predicted model, not a curated record. Gene Ontology annotation, biological process: protein dephosphorylation. NCBI's taxonomy places the organism in Eukaryota, Metazoa, Arthropoda, Insecta, Hymenoptera, Formicidae.